Propithecus coquereli (Coquerel's sifaka) is the source of this 3696-nucleotide messenger RNA. It is a transcript of the gene ARRDC4, whose product is annotated as arrestin domain containing 4. Gene Ontology annotation, biological process: protein transport. The transcript is spliced from 8 exons. Lineage: Eukaryota; Metazoa; Chordata; Mammalia; Primates; Indriidae. The record is from RefSeq and is a predicted model, not a curated record. Gene Ontology annotation, cellular component: cytoplasm; plasma membrane. Bases 166 to 1080 code for a protein of 304 amino acids. Gene Ontology annotation, molecular function: ubiquitin-like ligase-substrate adaptor activity.
AAAGCGACAGGGCCCAAGGCGUGCUGGUGCUCCACCAGGUACCUCACAGGGGCCGCGGCAGCCCUCAGCGUGCGGCGAGCGCCCGUGACAGCGGCGCUGCGGGGCUCGUGACCCCGGCUCCGGGCCUCUGCCGACCUCUGUGGCGGGGCCGCGUCGCCCGGCAAGAUGGGCGGCGAGGCGGGGUCCGCGGCGGCCGUGGGCUCCGAGGGCCGCGUCAAGAACCUGGGUCUGGUGUUCGAGGACGAGCGCAAGGGCUGUUACUCGAGCGGCGAGACGGUGGCCGGGCACGUGCUGCUGGAGGCGGCCGAGCCGGUGGCCCUGCGAGCGCUGCGCCUGGAGGCCCAGGGCCGCGCCACCGCCGCCUGGGGCCCGAGCGCAGGCGUCAGCGCCGCGACCCCGGCCGCCGCCUCGGAGGUGGAAUACCUGAACGUGCGCCUGAGUCUGCAAGAACCCCCUGCCGGCGAAGGUAUCAUUUUAUUACAGCCUGGAAAACAUGAAUUUCCAUUUCGCUUUCAACUUCCAUCUGAACCUUUGGUCACCUCAUUUACCGGGAAAUAUGGAAGUAUUCAGUACUGUGUGAGGGCGGUUUUGGAACGGCCCAAGGUACCUGAUCAGAGCGUAAAGCGGGAACUCCAGGUUGUUAGUCAUAUUGAUGUCAACACACCGGCAUUAUUAGUUGAGGAACAAGUGGACUAUUCCUUAGCUGUAUACAUUCACAUUCCUGGUGCUAAAAAAUUGAUGAUUGAACUGCCAUUAGUGAUUGGUACAAUUCCAUAUAAUGGUUUUGGCAGCAGAAACUCCAGUGUAGCCAGCCAGUUCAGUAUGGAUAUGAGCUGGUUGACACUGACACUGCCAGAACAGCCUGAAGCACCACCAAAUUAUGCAGAUGUGGUAUCAGAGGAAGAAUUCUCUAGACACAUUCCUCCUUAUCCUCAGCCCUCUAACUGUGAGGAAGAAGUAUGCUGUCCUAUGUUUGCCUGCAUACCAGAAUUCCGGUUCCAACCUCCACCUCUUUAUUCAGAGGUUGAUCCACAUCCUAGUGAUGUAGAAGAGACCCAGCCUGUUUCCUUCAUUCUCUGAAUAGAUUUCAGAAAUCACUGUGUUCAUCAUCAAAUCAGAAUGUUCAUUCUUCUGCCUUUUUGGGAAAGAGGGAGGGAAGAUUCACUUAAGAACGUAAAUGAACAUCAAGACUGAAGGCAAUAGAAAUUAAAGCAUACAAGAACUUUCUAGUGGGUCAACAGGAUCUUUGCACAAGUUUAUAUGAUGGUCGUAUAUCCCUUUUAAAAAAUGGGAUGAAGAUGUAAAAAGUCACAGAAUGUAACGGAAGUCCUGACAGUGAUAGAGUAAGUGAAGGGGUGCCGGCGCUGACCUGAGAAAGGAAUCUGUAAACAGGGGAAACACUAUGGGAGCUUCCCACAGUGUUUUUAAAAGUAUCCUAAACUUAAGGCAAUAUGGACUCAGUGGGAGGAGGCUUGGUUUUGGAGAGUGUAGCAGCACAAGGGUGGGCAUGAAUAGGAAAAUGGCCUACUUUAAAUACAAAGGGAGACCCACAGGUUUCAGGGUCUUCAUGAUUUCUUACCAUAUUACCAUAUUCAGGCCUGAAGUCCUUGAAAGUCUCUUUUCUUGAGAUCAUGGUCAUGUAAGGUCCUAAUGAAGUCAUACAGUUUUCACUCUUUCAAUGGUAGGUUAAAAUGUAGUUUAUAAAUUGGCUGUACAGUACUAUGAGACUAAGAAAUGGCUUCUUGAAAAACUUCUCAGUUGAAAGGGGAAAGAUGAAUUUUAGAAUGAAAACACAUUUUGUUGAAGGCUGUACUUUUCACCCCCUUUAAGUACUUUAACAGGAUAUAUAUUUGGUUUUCCUUACAUCUUAUUUACCUAGGAGCACAUUAGAGAAAGAAAGGGGAUAAAAACGUUGCAUCUUCAGGAUGCCUUGAUAACUACACAGUUGAAAAAAAAAAAAAAGCCUUUCCUAUAUCUACCUCUCGUGGGUUAUCAGAUAUGUUUUUAACACUCUGGGUCAGAUCAGUCUUCUCUGGAGUUUCUGCUAUUUGCAGUAGCAGUCAUCCCCCCGUCACUAAAUCUGAAUCUGGGCCAAGGGAAAAUCCGAAGGUUGGCAUUAAAUGGAAGUAAAUAUAUGUAUAUCAAGGGAAUUUCAAAAUAAAUGCAAAAUCAAAAGAGGGUAGGAACAAUGCCAUUUUUAAAAAAGACACAAAUUUAAUUCCUAUCAAGAGACUUUAGUCUACUGAUGGCAUUCACUGCAUUGUACAUUGUUAUUCCAGUUCUUCAGUAAUUCUGUUUAAACUGUGAUUUUCUUUAUUGUUUUGGUGCAAUAUUUUAUUAUCAUUUAACCUCAGGAUAUUCAGACCAACAGGAUUGUGUUGCUGCUAAAAGUCUGAGCAGUGUUUUUACUGUCUCUGUCUCCCCUCCUAUUCAUGGUCACAUUUUCACUCACUUUUCCUUCCACCUGUUGGUUUUGUGAGCUGAGAACAUUUCUGGACACUAAGUGGAAGGGAGAUAGGGAUUCCCAUGAUAGAGGCUUUAGACCAGCAAGUACUUUGGUUUUCUCCGUGUUCAAUAAGGGUUUGAUCUAGAAACCCUGGUGCUUCCCCUACAGAAUACUGUACUUAAACAGAAUGAUUAAUUUGUCUUUGAAUCAAUCAGUAUAUUCACUUAGAAAUAGAAAAGUUCUUCUAAGGUUAAAUUUUAUAUUUAAAAAUUAGUUGGUCAUUUGAUCAGGGAUUUUUCUACAAACAUUAAGUAAAUGUAUGCUUCUCACCCUUCUGGACAUACCUCCAUUCUCUGUAAUCGCGGAAGCAUUGUGUAUGCACUUCUUGCAUUGUAAUCCACUGUCUAAAAUCACAAUGCAAAGCUAUUAGACCAGUAAUUGUGGUACUGAAAUUGUCACAAAAUUUUAUUCUUGAUUUUAUUUUAGUGAUGUUUUAUUUUGCUUUUCUUGUAUGUGUCUUUACAUAGGUAUGUAUAGUGAAGUGCUGUCUAAACAGUUUUGUUUUUACUUUAGAAAAGACCACCUUCAACUAUUUAUUGACUUCUGAGUUGUAGUUUACAUGCCUUGUCAAGACAUUGUCCAUCUCCAUGAUACCAAAACAAAGUGAAAGAAGCAAACUCAAACAGUAUGGAUGGAGAGAAAGUUUAAUUACUUAAUGGAAUUCUUCACUAGGAUUCUUUAUCACCUUUAUUACAGAAAUCAUGAAGUGCCCCUGUGAAAUUGAAGCAGAGCUAACUUUGUACAUAGUUAAGAGAAUGGCUAAAAGGUGUGACUUGCCUUAUUGAAUUGAUAGUGGUGUAUCUGACCUUAAGCAGUAGGUUGAAACUGCAUACUUUUUUAUAAUCAAGAGAGCAUUUUAUGAAUGUAGAAAAUUCUACAUUGGAACAGAGAAUACCUGGGAAUGAAGAUAAAAAUUUAGCUGCUGUUAUUUGCUUGUUUAUCCCCUCUUGUUCUUGUUUAGUUUGCAGAAAUAAAACUGUGGCCUUAGAAUUUUCUUUUUGAUGCAAAAAUUUUGAAGUUGAAAAUGUGCAUCUUUUGGCACACAAAAUCAUUCCAUGGGCGAAACUUUACUUUUUAUGUUUUUGUUUUGCACAAUAAGAAACUCAAUAGGCAGGGGUUAUGUUUUUGAUAAGUUGACUAUGAAAGCUUUUUUUUUAUUUUUGUUAUUAAAAAUGUUAACAAUUUAACCC